Messenger RNA from Sus scrofa (pig), 2536 nucleotides. RefSeq names its product checkpoint kinase 1 (gene CHEK1). Gene Ontology annotation, molecular function: ATP binding; protein serine/threonine kinase activity. Gene Ontology annotation, biological process: DNA damage checkpoint signaling; protein phosphorylation. The record is from RefSeq and is a predicted model, not a curated record. Gene Ontology annotation, cellular component: cytoplasm. NCBI's taxonomy places the organism in Eukaryota, Metazoa, Chordata, Mammalia, Artiodactyla, Suidae.
CAGAACGCGCGCUUCCUGCUUUACGGCAAGGGAGCGCGCAUUUGCGACAAUGUGACGCUAGCAAGUUUUGGCGGGAAAAGUCCUGCAUUUGGAUUCCUGUGGUGGCGGGCAAAGGACGGCCUGCCGUGGGACUUAGUGGAGACAUGGCAGUGCCCUUUGUGGAAGACUGGGACUUGGUGCAAACCCUGGGAGAAGGUGCCUAUGGAGAAGUUCAACUUGCUGUGAAUAGAAGAACUGAGGAAGCAGUUGCAGUGAAGAUUGUAGACAUGAAGCGUGCCAUAGACUGUCCAGAAAAUAUUAAAAAAGAGAUCUGUAUCAAUAAAAUGUUAAAUCAUGAGAAUGUAGUGAAAUUCUAUGGGCACAGAAGAGAAGGCAAUAUCCAGUAUUUAUUUCUGGAGUACUGUAGUGGGGGAGAACUUUUUGAUAGAAUAGAGCCAGACAUAGGCAUGCCUGAACAAGAUGCUCAGAGGUUCUUCCAUCAACUCAUGGCAGGGGUGGUUUAUCUGCAUGGUAUUGGAAUAACUCACAGGGAUAUUAAGCCAGAAAAUCUCCUAUUGGAUGAAAGGGAUAACCUCAAAAUCUCUGACUUCGGCUUGGCAACCGUUUUUCGGCACAAUAAUCGUGAGCGUUUAUUGAACAAGAUGUGUGGUACUUUACCAUAUGUUGCUCCAGAGCUUCUGAAGAGAAAAGAAUUUCAUGCAGAACCAGUUGAUGUUUGGUCCUGUGGAAUAGUACUUACUGCAAUGUUGGCUGGAGAAUUGCCGUGGGACCAGCCUAGUGAUAGUUGUCAGGAAUAUUGUGAUUGGAAAGAAAAAAAAACAUACCUCAACCCUUGGAAAAAAAUCGAUUCUGCUCCUCUAGCCCUGCUGCAUAAAAUCCUAGUUGAGAAUCCAUCAGUAAGGAUUACCAUCCCAGACAUCAAAAAAGAUAGAUGGUACAACAAACCACUUAAGAAAGGGGCAAAGAGGCCCCGAGUCACUUCAGGUGGUGUAUCAGAGUCUCCUAGUGGAUUCUCUAAGCAUAUUCAAUCCAAUUUGGACUUCUCUCCAGUCAAUAGUGCUUCUAGUGAAGAAAAUGUGAAGUACUCCAGUUCUCAGCCAGAACCACGGACAGGUCUUUCGUUAUGGGACACUAGCCCUUCAUACAUUGAUAAACUGGUACAAGGGAUCAGUUUUUCCCAGCCCACAUGCCCUGAUCAUAUGCUCCUGAAUAGUCAGUUACUCGGCACCCCAGGAUCCUCACAGAACCCCUGGCAGCGCCUGGUCAAAAGAAUGACACGAUUUUUUACCAAACUGGAUGCAGACAAAUCUUAUCAGUGCCUAAAAGAGACCUGUGAGAAAUUGGGCUAUCAAUGGAAGAAAAGUUGUAUGAAUCAGGUUACUGUAUCAACAACUGAUAGAAGAAACAAUAAACUGAUUUUCAAAGUGAAUUUGGUAGAAAUGGAUGAGAAGAUUUUGGUUGACUUCCGGCUUUCUAAGGGUGAUGGAUUGGAAUUCAAGAGACACUUCCUGAAGAUUAAAGGGAAGCUAAGUGAUGUUGUAAGCAGCCAGAAGGUUUCGCUUCCGGCCACAUGAUAGAUCUGCUGGCUCUGGGAUUCCUGGUGAAUAUAGUGCUGCUAUGUGGACAUUAUUCUUCCUAGAGAAGAUUAUCUUAUUCUGCAAACUGCAAACAGUAGUCCCCAAAGAAUUGUCUUCCCUCUAGCCAAACAUUUUCCAAUUCUUUUUGUAUGUUCUUCAUGCAAAUAAUACCUAUAUCUUAAUUGUAAGUACAACUUUGGGCAAAGGGUGGAUAGAAUUCAUUAGCUAUUUCUUCAUCUGCGUUUAGUGUCUGAAUUUGAGACCCACGUGGUGGAAACCAAGUUUUGGGGAUACAUGAGUUUACCAACUUUUAUACCAAUAUAAUGAAAGAUGAUACUUCUGUCCCAUUUUUACCAAAACAUUUGGUUUCAUCCAAAAAGUGUGUAUUUCCUUCACAUUGACAUAAUUACGUGGAUGGCUUGGUAAAAACAAUCUUGUGAUUUUGGGAUAGUAGGCUUAUCCGUCUGUGAAACAAAGCCAACUUCAAAAAUCUUAUCCCCAAGAUUUGUACUUAAAUUUUCAGAAGGGCCUGAUCAGGUCUAUAAAUCUGAUUUUGAAUUAUAACUAUUAAUUAAAAUUGCAAGUAGAUUUGUUUUUUUCUGAUAUAGUUAAUAAUAUGUAAAAUACUAAUUAGUCUUUCAAAUAGAAGUUGAGCAUACACCCUAGUGCUUAACUACCUUUACUCUAAAUUACUGUUGCACAUUUUAAAUAUUUUUCUAUAUUAUUUUCUACUUUCACAGCCAUAUUUUAAUUCUUUAUUACAGAAAUAAAUUUUAUUUUGAAAGUGAACUAGCUAACUCUGUGAAUUUAUUGGUGACUAAGCUUCUAGGUGGCAAGGAAUGAAAGAGGAUGGAAAAAGAAAGCUAUAAUGGAAAUAGAUUUGAUUCCUGACUCUUUUACCUAUUAGUUUUAGUAAGCCCUUGUUCUCCCAAUAAAACAGAUUUUAACUUUUAAGUAUA